AUGGCCACUCUUUUGUUAGUAAAAAUUUAUGCCCCCAUGGCAACUGAACCAAAGAAAGCUCGGUCUUUGUUUUCAAACCUUCUGCUCUUGGUAAGGCCCUUCGUGCCAAUCUUGCCGCAGGUGAGAAGUCCAGCAAGGACACCCUCUCUUCGAGAGAAGUUCAUAUGGACUGUCCUAGCCGUCUUGAUAUACUUGGUUGCAUCUCAGAUCCCGCUCUACGGAAUCCUCACAACUAACAUCCAGGAUCACACCCAAUGGCUUAGAAUUCUAAUAGCCUCUAGCAGAGGCACACUCAUGGAUCUUGGCACAGGGCCUGUCGUUACAGCCUCUGUCAUAAUGCAGCUCCUUACCUCAUCAAAGAUUAUCGAGCCAGACUUUAAUAUACCUGAGGACAAGAUUCUCCACGACUCUCUACAGAAGCUUAUUGCCUUACUUUUGACCGUGGGCCAGGCCCUGGUCCAAAUCAUUACGGGUUUCUAUGGCCCUUUUGAAACACUAACUAAGGCUAGCUGCUGUCUUAUUGUCUUCCAACUGAUUAUUUCAGGAAUUCUAGUAAUAUUACUGGAUGAACUCCUGCAGAAGGGCUACGGAAUUGGCAAUGGUGUUAAUCUCUUCAUUGUUGCUAAUGUUUGCGAAAGAAUCAUCUGGAAUGCUAUUAGCCCAAAGGUGUUCUAUACUGGCAGGGGAUUAGAGUUUGAGGGGUGUCUGGUAGCUACUGUCCAUCUAUUAUUUGCCAGAAGAAAUAAGCUUGCUGCUUUGUAUGAGAUUAUGUUUCGUGAAAAUUUGCCAAACCUCUCCUCUCUUAUAUUUACUUUUAUUAUUUUUAGCUUUGUUGUGUACGUCCAAUCAAUCAGGGUUGAGUUGCCAAUCAUCUCUCGUAAGCACAAGGGGAUUGUAAGCUCUUAUCCAAUUAAUCUAAUGUACUCCUCGACAAAUCCUAUUCUCUUCCAAAACACCAUUGUUACUCAAUUUUUCAACGUUUCUAGACUACUCUACAAGUUCUUUCCCAAGAACUUAUUUGUACGCCUCUUCGGGAUCUGGGAGCAGAAGCCUAAAGUUGGAUUUGCACCUGUUUCAGGUCUUUGUUAUUACAUUUUCCCGCCAAACUCGUAUACUGACAUGUUCACAAGACCCAUUUUCUUUGCAUUAUAUUGCUGUAUAAUGCUGUGCUCUUCUGCAUUUCUAGCUGUCUCGCUUCUUGAGUCCCAGGAGGAAAAUGCAGAAGUUGUAUUUAAGAGAAUUAAGGCCAAGGAUAUGCAACUUAAGGGCAUUCGAGACACGAAUGCUGUCGAUAAACUUAAUGAGUACGUUCCAACAGCAGCAUUCCUCAGUGGGCUUCUGACCUCAUUUGUGGUUCUUUUCUGUGAUCUAUUUUCAGUUGUAGGCUCGGGCAGCAAUGUAUUCCUUGCAGCAGGUAUUGUAAACCAGUAUAUAAAGCUUGUCACUAAAGAAACAGCUAAGAGAUCAGGAAAGGCGAUUAUUGAAUAA
Vittaforma corneae ATCC 50505 is the source of this 1488-nucleotide messenger RNA. RefSeq lists its product as uncharacterized. The transcript has a single exon. The record is from RefSeq and is a predicted model, not a curated record. The coding region runs from base 1 to 1488 and encodes 495 amino acids. NCBI's taxonomy places the organism in Eukaryota, Fungi, Microsporidia, Nosematidae. Gene Ontology annotation, molecular function: transmembrane protein transporter activity; ribosome binding; signal sequence receptor activity. Gene Ontology annotation, cellular component: Sec61 translocon complex; membrane. Gene Ontology annotation, biological process: post-translational protein targeting to membrane, translocation; SRP-dependent cotranslational protein targeting to membrane, translocation.